AUGGCUUCGAGGAGACUGGUGAAGCUGCUGUUCUUUGAGCUCCUUGAGCUUGCUGCCUUCUCUGUCCCCACACUGGUGAUAAUGGAACAGUUUGCCGAUGCCUAUCAAAGCACAAGGGGUACACCUGGCAAAGCGCAUUAUUGGCUGAUUGUUUCCUGUUCCAUCGCCUAUGUAUCUUCAGUGACUCUUUUGAUUUGGGUUCCCGUGAAAGUUCUCUUGUACAGGAAACGUCAUCUUUACCAAAAAAUCAAAGGAUGGAGACCUGUUAUGAUGAUGUGUGUAAUCCUCACCACACUUCCCAGCUUCAGCUUCUCUAUAGCAGUGACCAAGGUUCAAAAGAAUAUUAAUGGUUCCACUGAUAUGUUACCUGACCUGCCAGUCUCUUUGGUUCUGACCUGCUUGAUCAUGGUUGAUAUUAUUGAAAAACUCAGGACAUAUCCUCUUAGAGGGAGGCAAAAGAGUAACGAAGACAGGCACAUCCACACGACCAGUUUGCAGCAAAUAAAAACUGUGACGGAUGAAUUGAGGCAAAAUGAAAACCUGACACCUUCGCAGCCAGCCGGGAGGACCCGGCUGUCAUGGCUACCAGGAGCCACAACAGAGGGCUCGACUCCUGAGCUGGAGGGACCCCAAGAGCCCACCUUCGAACGGGGAAUCCUGAGAAUGAUGUCGCAGCAGGAUGUGCGUGCUGAGAUCUUCCUCUGGAGCUUUCUGCUGUGGUCGGACACCAUAGAAAUGGUGCGGGUGUCCGGGAACCCCAAAGUGUACACGUCAGGCUGGGUCUACCCCGUCUACAUCUUCAGUUUCAUUUCUCUUCUUCGAAUGAUACUGACUCCCCGGAACCCGCUUCUGAAUUCCCUGGGCAUCGUGCUCCAGGAUCUACCCUUUAUCUUUGUUAGACUUAGUUUAAUCAUUGGCCUGGGAACGAUCACACCCGUCUUGGGCCUUUGUAAAAAUGUACUCGUGACUCUCUCUUAUGUUUACUUCAAUUACUUAACCAAAUUCAGGAUUUUCUCUCCCUUUGAGGUAUCUUUUUAACAAGGAA
Molecule: messenger RNA, 1045 nt
Organism: Lagenorhynchus albirostris (white-beaked dolphin)
Lineage: Eukaryota; Metazoa; Chordata; Mammalia; Artiodactyla; Delphinidae
Gene: TMEM236
Product: transmembrane protein 236
Exons: 4
Coding region: 1-1038 (345 amino acids)
Source: RefSeq, a predicted model, not a curated record